Peromyscus eremicus (cactus mouse) is the source of this 1729-nucleotide messenger RNA. It is a transcript of the gene Homer1, whose product is annotated as homer scaffold protein 1. Lineage: Eukaryota; Metazoa; Chordata; Mammalia; Rodentia; Cricetidae. The record is from RefSeq and is a predicted model, not a curated record. The transcript is spliced from 10 exons. The coding region runs from base 499 to 1599 and encodes 366 amino acids. Gene Ontology annotation, molecular function: G protein-coupled glutamate receptor binding. Gene Ontology annotation, cellular component: cytoplasm; postsynaptic density; plasma membrane. Gene Ontology annotation, biological process: regulation of store-operated calcium entry; G protein-coupled glutamate receptor signaling pathway.
UGCUGCCUGUAGGAUUUUUUUUUUUUUUAAAUUAAAGUGCACGUCGCGUUGGGUUGCACGCUCCACCCCUAGGGACCUGGUGUGGUGAAAUUUGAACCCACCGCCUUAGCCCAGGGAAGGCCGAGUUACCUGGCUCCCUGAAGUGUCGAGGGGACGGGAGCGAAAUGACCAGCGAACUCGUUUUUUAUAAGACUCGGUGAAGCUGGGUUUUGCGUUUUCCUACAUGAACACCUGAUUUUGUGGAAUAGUUUGAGUGCUAUAUUCUCCGCGCAACCUUUUCAAUUCCAAAUAAGCAAAUGUUUGAACGUUUUGGUAUCAGCGCGAGUCAAAUCCUUUUACCGACAAGAACUAACUGAAUUGUCAGCGCCGUUGAAUUACCUCCGGAAAAGAUCUCGGGGGUGGAAAAGCAACUGCGAAAUCACAGACGGAGAAAAUUCCUUGGAAGUUAUUUCUGUAGCCUAAGAGCAGAAACUUCAGAGCAAGUUUUCAUUGGGCAAAAUGGGGGAACAACCUAUCUUCAGCACUCGAGCUCAUGUCUUCCAGAUUGACCCAAACACAAAGAAGAACUGGGUCCCCACCAGCAAGCAUGCAGUUACUGUGUCUUAUUUUUAUGACAGCACAAGAAAUGUGUACAGGAUAAUCAGUUUAGAUGGCUCAAAGGCAAUAAUAAAUAGCACCAUCACUCCAAACAUGACAUUUACUAAAACAUCUCAAAAGUUUGGCCAGUGGGCUGAUAGCCGGGCAAACACUGUUUACGGAUUGGGAUUCUCCUCUGAGCAUCAUCUUUCAAAAUUUGCAGAAAAGUUUCAGGAAUUUAAAGAAGCUGCUCGUCUCGCAAAGGAGAAGUCGCAAGAGAAGAUGGAACUAACCAGUACACCUUCACAGGAGUCCGCAGGAGGAGACCUUCAGUCUCCUUUAACCCCAGAAAGCAUCAAUGGCACGGACGAUGAAAGGACGCCGGAUGUGACCCAGAACUCGGAGCCAAGGGCUGAGCCAGCUCAGAAUGCGCUGCCGUUCUCACAUAGUGCUGGGGAUCGAGCCCAGGGCCUCUCCCAUGCUAGUUCAGCAAUCAGCAAACACUGGGAGGCUGAACUAGCUACCCUCAAAGGAAACAACGCCAAACUCACCGCAGCCCUGCUGGAGUCCACUGCCAAUGUGAAGCAAUGGAAGCAGCAGCUGGCCGCCUAUCAGGAGGAAGCAGAGCGGCUGCACAAGCGGGUCACUGAGCUUGAAUGUGUUAGUAGUCAAGCAAAUGCUGUGCACACGCACAAGGCAGAGCUAAAUCAGACAGUACAAGAACUGGAAGAGACGCUGAAAGUGAAAGAAGAGGAAAUUGAAAGACUAAAACAAGAAAUUGAUAAUGCCAGAGAACUCCAAGAACAGAGGGACUCUCUGACUCAGAAACUACAGGAAGUUGAAAUUCGAAAUAAAGACCUGGAGGGGCAGCUGUCUGACCUAGAGCAGCGCCUGGAGAAGAGCCAGAGCGAGCAGGAGGCUUUCCGCAAUAACCUGAAGACACUCUUAGAGAUUCUGGACGGAAAAAUAUUUGAACUAACAGAAUUACGAGAUAAUUUGGCCAAACUACUAGAAUGCAGCUAAGGAGAGUGAAAUUUCAGUGCCAAUUGAUGAAAAGAUACUGUCUGUCUUCAUGGGACUGUUGGGGCUCUGCACCAAGAUUGCACAAAAUUUUUUGAAUAUCAUUUCCUCCAGGAGGAGGGUGUUUUGAAAA